AUCAACACUCGCUUUACACUGCACUCAGUCUCCACUUGUAUCAUUUCAGUUACUUGUUAAUAUUUCAUUAUUUAUUUAUUUACUUGUUUGUUAUCUUUUUUUUGUGAUUUAACUUCUGGUUGAAUAUGUUCAUGUAAUUAAGAAUACUCGUUAUUGGUGGAUUUAUUGGAUAUAAAUCGGAGAAUAGAUUUUUGUAACUUAUAGUUGGCAUUUUAUGCAAAUGCUGCGCAUCUUGUACAGAAAAAUGUGUAAUUUAACGUGUAAAAAAGCCAUUAUGUUGGUAUUUGGGAUAUUUUUUAUAUUAUUUUUCUCCGGUUACAUGUUCUUCUUCAAUCACGGUCCUCCGGAGAACAUUAUAGCAGCGAAUCGGGAAAACCGGCAAGGAUUUCGCGUGUUUGAAAACAAAGACAGUAAUAAAAAUGAACUGGAUAUAGAAAUAGAGGAAGAAGAACGAAAAGCUAUAGAAUACUGGGAACUAUUUAUAAAGAAACAUGAUUUUACGCCCAUAGGAGAACUAUAUGAUAACUGUGAUGAAAAAGACCGUAUGAUGGUUGGACGGACGAUAAUGUUACCAGAUGUAAGAUGGGGCGGAUUAAAAGGAGUGAAGGCGAGAACUUUCAUAAAUACAACGUUAGACUCCGAGCUGACUGGCGGAAGAUUUUUCCUCGAAGUAAAAUAUAAUGGCAAAGACCUAUACAGUAACAACUGGGAACUAUGUACCCUAGAUGAAGAUUACGAAGAUCGGCUCAUAUACUGUCCCUUCAAUCCCGGAGAGUAUUCUUUUGUGAAAGACAGGCAAAUUCCUUUAUAUUUACCAAAGGGGCGGUACGAGACAAAGGGUUGGAUGACGGACCAGGAAGGCCAGAUUAUCGUCUGCGGCUUCUCGGAUUUCUCCCUCUAAAUCACAGUUCUUAUACAGAACAUUACAUUGACUUUCUAAAAGCGGAUUUUCGUAAAAUUUAUUUCUAAGUAUGCAGGCACCAAAUAUAACAAAACCAUCUACAUGUAUAUGGUUGUUAGCAGAGUUAUUUUGACGAUAAAUUUCGUUGCAAAAAAGAAAACAACGUUUUCUUACGUAAAUUCUGUGUCCAGGUAAAUUUCCAAAACAUUUUCUCCAGAAUUUUACCGAACCUUUAAGUUGAUUUUUUGCUUGAAUUUUUACUAAGGUAUUCACUUUUUUUUUUCAUAAAUUCAAAAUAGAGUCAAAUUUACUUUUUGCUGUAAAAUAUUGUGGUACCGAAAUUUGUAAUGCAUCUCAUCGAAAUUAUAUAUAUAUAUAUAUUUUUUUUUUUAUUUUUACCCUCAUGAAAUUGAUUCCUAUCAGGAUUUGUGAUACCAGUCUUUAGAUCGACGAAAAUAAACACGGCACACGCAUUAGAUAAUAUUUCUACAGCCUAUUUCAACCAAACUAUUCCAUAAUUAUAAAGGGACUGACCUACAGGUUUAAAGCAGCAUGUUUCUAGAUAUUCGCGUAACAAAACAGGCAGUAAUUUAUAAAGAAAUCAGAGAUAUUAUCACGACGGAAGUUUUAUACAGUUUUCGAGUUGGGAAUUAAAAUAAUUGACAAGAUUUAUCAACAAAGCAAUGCAGUAUGCUAGUGUGCCAAAUUCAACCAAAAAUUGAAAUAAGCCUGUUAGGCCAGGCUCGUAUUCAUCAACGUAAAAAGUCUGGAACUUAGAAUGGCAAAUAUUCAAGUUGUCAUAAUAUUGUUUACAGCAAAGCUAUACUAAUGCAAUUUCGCAGAGUUGUCUGUAGCUACAGAAUGAAUAUAGACGCAAAGUUUUAUUACAUCCUGUGUUAAUUAAAAGUGACUUAACAAAAAAAUAAUCAUUUAGCAUUUUAAUGUCUUCAGACUAAAUUUUAGAUCUUAAACGCUGAUGAAUGCGGGCCCUGGAUAGUGUUGUUUUUUUUUUUAAUUAUUAUGUUAUUUAAGUAUAUAUAGAGGAUAUUUGUUUGUUUCAGUGUAAGAUUGAAAUAUCUUUCACGAGUGAACACCAGAUGCAAUAUUUUACCAGUGAAAAAAAAAAUAUAUUUGAUAUUUUUCACUGUGAAAAUACAAGAUAUAUAUCACUCUGAUAUUUUGAUAAGUCGCUGAAAAGCAUGUGAUAUAAAAUUAUUCAACAGAUUUACAAUUUGAAAUUAUUCCUAUCAGUGACGUUCAAAUGAUUGAUCAGGCAGAACAGUCUUGAAACUUCUACAACAUAUUGUAUCAGGAAAACAAUGUCUGGUUAUAGGAACACUACAGUAAUAUUAAACUCAUUCAUUAUUAAUCAUUUAGUUGAUAUUUUGUUCUUGAAUCAAGUCAUUAUUACAUUAUCUUACUUAUACAUUUGUAUUUCAUUUAAUUAAUAGAGAGGUUGCGAUUUUGUAUUAGUUUGCGUACGCGUACAUGCAUGCAAAGCUUUUUGCUAUAAUAUGAAAUUUUACCGAGCUGCUCAUUAAACGUGCAACUCUAUACCUUAAAGACUCGAUCCGUGCGCAUGUCUAAACAUUGGGAAAAAUAAAUGAGCCGCGCCAUGAGAAAACCAACAUAGUGGCUUUGCGACCAGCAUGGAUCCAGACCAGCCUGCGCAUCCGCGCAAUCUGGUCAGGAUCCAUGCUGUUCGCUAACGGUUUCUCUAAUUACAAUAGGCUUUAAAGGCGAACAGCAUGGAUCCUGACCAGACUGCGCGGAUGCGCGGGCUGGUCUGGAUCCAUGCUGGUCGCAAAGCCACUAUGUUGGUUUUCUCAUGGUGCGGCUCAAAUAAGGAAUAAAUUCUGCACGUAUGCAAACGCGCAUUAGUAUGAAAUCGCAAUCUUUAACGGUCGCAAAUUAUGUUUUUGUGUUUACUUAUUUUUUACACUUGUUUAUAUGAAAGUGCUGUCUGUGCUUGAAACAAUCGGUGUAAAUAUGGAAGUAUGUCGCUUUAAAUUAUUUUGUAUAACUCUCUCUCUCACUCACACACACGCGCAUAUAGUUUGCACCGCACACAAAAUUAGCUGAAGGAAAGCUAAUUUUCAUCAAGCUAUGUCUGUGAUAAUAUCGUAUUUCUUAUUUAUCUAAAACACAUUGAAUGAUUUUGAUAUACGCAAAUUUUGGCAAUAGUUAUUACACUUAAGUUUUAUAAAGCCCACGGUUCCACAGUGCUUUUAAUUUCAUAUUAAAAAAUAAAACAUCUGUCCAAACGGAGGAUAUAUAUAUUUUUCAAGGUUAGAAAAGCUCUACUAUCACUUAUACCACCAGAGCACUAAAGGGAGAUAAUUUGACUGUAUUCAAUAACUAUUGACAAAUAGACGAUAUAGCAAAUGUCGAAUAUAGAAGAUAACAAGAAAUUUUGUGUUCAUUAUUUUUUUAAUUGCCCAUAUGAAGUAGCUUUAAAAUGUAUAUAUGCAAAAUGUUUAAAUGAUGUAAAUAAUGUCAUUUUAUUUAUUUGUAAAUAAAGCAACAAAGAAAAUAA
Messenger RNA from Mercenaria mercenaria, 3437 nucleotides. RefSeq names its product putative phosphatidylglycerol/phosphatidylinositol transfer protein 2. Bases 215 to 901 code for a protein of 228 amino acids. NCBI's taxonomy places the organism in Eukaryota, Metazoa, Mollusca, Bivalvia, Venerida, Veneridae. The transcript has 4 exons. The record is from RefSeq and is a predicted model, not a curated record.